Limanda limanda (common dab) is the source of this 2550-nucleotide messenger RNA. RefSeq lists its product as uncharacterized. The record is from RefSeq and is a predicted model, not a curated record. The transcript has 8 exons. NCBI's taxonomy places the organism in Eukaryota, Metazoa, Chordata, Actinopteri, Pleuronectiformes, Pleuronectidae. Bases 1 to 2550 code for a protein of 849 amino acids.
AUGGUGACGGUUGAGGAACUGCUCUUGGAAACCCUGCAGAGGCUGGGACAGGAAGAUGUUAAGGCCUUCAGGUGGCGCCUGCACCUGCUGGAGAUCUACAGCGGCUUCACCCAGAUCCCGCGGUACAAGCUGGAGGAGGCGGACCGGAUGGAAACAGCGUCACACGGAUCCCAGCUGACCUGGCGAGGGCGACCCCGGGCAGGGAGGUCGCUGGAGUUCACCCUGAAGAAAGGUCACCGACCUCUGACUCACCCAAACCAGCAGCAGGAGGUCGUCCAGAUCGUUCAGGGGCAACUUUCAAUUCAUGGUCCGAGCGCUCGGGGACCUGAUGGUCGGUUAGAGGCCAAAGGUCAAAGGGAUUCUUCUUGGCUGCUGAACUCAGGAGGUCCUCGGCGCCGGGAGAGACCCCCUGGCUGGCAGGAGCCCAGAACCUGCUCCUGGACUCCACCAGAACCUGCUCCUGGACUUCACCAGAACCUACUCCUGGACUCCACCAGAACCUGCUCCUGGACUCCACCAGAACCUGCUCCUGGACUCCACCAGAACCUGCUCCUGGACUCCACCAGAACCUGCUCCUGGACUCCACCAGAACCUGCUCCUGGACUCCACCAGAACCUGCUCCUGGACUCCACCAGGACCCGUCAGCUCUGGCGCCGAUGGGUCGGAGCGUCUCUGGAGCUCCUCCUCCCGCUCGUCCCCCUGCGGCCUCUCGUCUUCUACUACUUCCUGUCUUGCGCGGCAGCGACGGCCAGUUUGCCUGGGAUCGAGUACGGCUACGGCAUGAGCCCCAAGUUUGUUUGCACCCCGAUUCCGCCAGAAGCCGACCCCAGCUGCUACUCGCCGCCCGGCGUGCCCCACGGACCCAGCACCAACGGCCACACCAACGGGCACGGCGGCGGCGGCGGCCCGUGGCGAGGGAUGAUGUCAGACGAGGCCAAGGCCACCAUCUUACAUCUGAGGGAAAGCCUGGUGAGGCAGAAGGAGACGAUCCUGGACCAGCGGGAGACCAUCAGGGAGCUGACCGCCAAGCUCACCUUGUGCGAGGGCUUCGGGGGUCACCACAGCGGGGGUCACCACGACACCCGCCACCACAGUAACCACGACAACCACCACGACACCCACCACGACACCCAUCACGACACCAAUCACGACAAUCACCGCGACAACCACCACGAAGGCGACCACGAUGAGCACCGCGGGAACCACGGCAGCCACCACUCGUCCACGCCGCACCACGCCCCCCCGUCGUACCACGGCAGCGACCACCACUACUCCCACGGCAGCCACCGGCCGGACCCCCACCACCGGAAGGGCCCCCCCAGCUCCUUCUCCCCCGAGCAGACGGGCAAGACGCUGCAGACGCUGAAGGAGCGACUGGAGAACCUGCAGGCGAGGAACUCGUCCAGCUCGUACUCCAGCUCCCUGAGAGAGCUGCUGCAGAGGAAGAUCACCGCCCUGGAGGAGCACUACGACCACCACUACGACUCGCACCGCGGGCGCCAUCACAGCCGCUAUGACAGCCGUCGCGGCGACCACCAUGAUGACCACCACGAUGACCACCACGGCGACCAUCACAACGAUCACCACGACGACCAUCACAACGACCAUCACGGCGACCAUCACGACGACCACCAUGACGACCACCAUGGCGACCACCACGACGACCACCAUGACGACCACCAUGACGACCACCAUGACGACCACCACGACUACCACCACGAACCCGGCCACCCCGAUGACCACCACGACGAUCAUCACGACAAGCUCCGCGGCAACACCCACCACGACAGUCGCCACGACAGCGACCAUCACCCUCGCCGCCUGCCGUUCAGCAGCAAAGAGACGGGUCUGCGCGGCGCCGGCCACAGCAAGCUGGAGGCGGUGCUCGGCCAGAUCCACCACGGCCCGAGCGACCACAAGAAGCUGAAGAGCCCAAGCGCCUUCCGCCUGGAGUUCCCCAUGAGGACCAACUACAUGUACGCAAGGAUGAAGCGCGCCGUGGUCAACGAGGUCUUCGCCCUGACCAUCUGCCUGUGGCUGAAGGCGGGGGCGGGACCGGGCCUCGGCACGCCGUUCUCCUACGCCGUGCCGGGACAGGCUAACGAGCUGGUGCUCAUCGAGUGGGGGAGCAACCCGAUGGAGCUGCUCGUCAACGACAAGGCGGUGACGCUGCCCGUGACCAUGACGGACGGGAAGUGGCAUCACGUGUGCGUGGCGUGGUCGACCCGUGAGGGAACCUGGGAGGCGUACCAGGACGGCGUGAAGAAAGGCUCCGGUCAGAACCUGUCGGCGUGGCACUCCAUCAGACCGGGAGGCGUCUUCAUCGUGGGACAGGAGCAGGACACGGUGGGCGGACGCUUCGACGUCACCCAGUCCUUCAUGGGCGAAGUGUCCGAUCUGCAGUUCUGGUCCCGGGUCCUGACGCCCGGUGAGAUCCAGAGCCAGGCGACCUGCGUGGGCCACCUGGUCGGGGACGUGAUGUCCUGGUCCGAGGAGUCGGUGGAGCUGCACGGGGGGCUCACCGAGCUGCCGUUCGAACCCUGCCACUAG